AUGUCGGAAAAGCCUUGCUCUAUUACUAUCGGCACACAUAAACGGCCGGUUAUUCGCAGGCCGACAACAACCUAUAGGAAUAAUGUAUCUGCAUCUCAGCCGAUAUCUAUUUCUGCUAAAAGUUCAUUGACAAAAUUAUCAAGAACUUCAUCAACCGCUUCUAUCAAGAAUCGACAGCCACAACCCGAACAACAACAAGUUAAAACAGCUGCUUCAACAUUAGAUGAUCAGGAAUGUAUCAAUAUAAGAAAUAACGUUAUGCAGACAGGUGACUUAAGUCAAGUUUCUGAUCAAGAUUUAACGAAACUACACUCUCACUUACGCGAAUACGUUGCUGAUUGUUCGAUGAACGAACAAUAUGAUGAAGCUCAAAAAGCUUAUAACCUUGCUGAGCUUUCAAAGCAAGAAAUUCAAACUAGAAGUAAGUCUGCACUUCCAUCUGAACGUUCUGUCCAGUCAACAUCUCAACAAAGAGAAGAAAUUGAAAAAGAUUAUCAACAAAAGAUUCAAGACUUAAAUCAGAGACUCGAUCAGAAAAUACAGACUCUUCAAGAAAAGCACAAGCAAGAAACAGAACAGUUCGAGAAUGUUUGGAUUGAAGAAAUGCCGCGUAAAUACAGAAAACCGAGCCAAAAGCUCUUAGAACUUAAAGAAAUGGAGCGCAACUUGGCUUUGGCAAACAAUUUCGAUGGAGCAAAGCGUAUCCAUUCUGAAGUUCAAGCUCUUGCUGAUAUCGAAACUCAAAACGCUCAAAGAGCUCUCGUAAAAGACUACAGGACAUACAAGAAGCAAAUGGAGAAAAGAAUGGAAAGAGACCUAGAUAACAUAGAAAACAUCAGACAAAGGCAAACAACCUUCUUAGAGACACAAAAAGAAAAAAGAUUAGAUGAAUUAGCAAAUAGAGACAAAGUUUUACAACAAAAGAAGUCAGAAAGCGAACAUGAAAAGUCAUCAAGCCAAUCAUUACAAAUUGCUCCUACUUACGCCGGUUCAAGAAAAAGAGAUUCAAUUCAUAAGAAUUUGUUAGGAGAAUUGAAGCCUCCAAAUGAUAAAUCAAUUCUUGAACAAGAGCGCAAGGAAAACAAUGAAAGAAAACGUCGUCAGGCUGAAUUCCAAAAGAAAUUGAAUUUCUCCAAGAAGAGUCCAGAAAAACAAGAAAACCUCGAAUCAUAUAAGAAUAUUACAGCUCCUUCUCCAAAGACAUUCAACGAAGAAGUUAUGGAAGUUGAAGAAAAAAUUAGAGAAUCUCAUAACGACCAAGACAACGAACAAAACCAGGAACAACAACAAGAGCAACCACAAGAACAAAACGGACAACCACCACAGCAACAAAACGAACAAAUACAAAAUGAAAAUCAACAAAACGAGAAUAACGAACCACAGAACCAACAAGAACCUCCACCUCAGAAUACUGGUCAAGUAUCCCUUGGCGCUUCCCUCCGUCAAGCCGUUGAGGAACGUUUAGAAGAUAAUGACCCAGAAAAAGACGGAUUUCAUAAAUCCCAAGAAACUCAAAUCUAA
This is a messenger RNA of Trichomonas vaginalis G3, 1521 nucleotides long. RefSeq lists its product as uncharacterized. The coding region runs from base 1 to 1521 and encodes 506 amino acids. The transcript has a single exon. NCBI's taxonomy places the organism in Eukaryota, Parabasalia, Trichomonadida, Trichomonadidae. The record is from RefSeq and is a predicted model, not a curated record.